Oenanthe melanoleuca is the source of this 3847-nucleotide messenger RNA. RefSeq names its product solute carrier family 35 member E4 (gene SLC35E4). Bases 455 to 1477 code for a protein of 340 amino acids. Gene Ontology annotation, molecular function: antiporter activity. The transcript is spliced from 4 exons. Gene Ontology annotation, cellular component: Golgi apparatus. The record is from RefSeq and is a predicted model, not a curated record. NCBI's taxonomy places the organism in Eukaryota, Metazoa, Chordata, Aves, Passeriformes, Muscicapidae.
CCCGGGAGUUUAAUCCAGCCCCCAAAAUCACUGGGGCAGCGCGGUUUGGGCUCGGGGGCGGUGGCAGCGGGGCCCGGGCGGGGUCUUGGAGGCGGCUCCGCGGUCAGCACGGACCCCGCCCGGCGACAGGGCCGGGUGCCCGCGGCACCGCGGGUGUGUCCCGGUGUCCCGGUGUCCCCGCCCGCCCGGCAGUGACGCGCUGCCUUGGCAGGGAGGAGCCUCCGCCCUCCCUCCCGCCAUCGCCAAACUUUCCCGGGGCUCCGCCGCCGCCGCCUCCCCGGCGCUGAGCCCCGGAGCACCCGCGGCCGAGCCAGGGAGCGGGGACAGCGCGGCCGCACCGCCCAGCGCCGCUGUCACCGCCGUGCCGCCGCCGUGUCGCCGCGGCCAUCGCGGGGCUCUCGGGAGGACGGGGCAGAGCGGCGAGGGGCGGCCGCAGGCGGCGGAGCCGGCGCCCAUGUGCCCGCGGUCGCGGCGGGGCGAUGAAGCCGCGAUGAGCGCGGCGGGCGGGGGCGGCCUGCGGCCCUGGAAGCCGGACCCGGGGCAGGCGGGCGGGGGGCGGCCCGGGCCGGGCCCGCGGCUGCCGCUGACCCUCAGCGUGCUGGCCUGGCUGGGCACCGGCACCACCAUGGCCGGCCUCAACAAGUGGAUCUUCGCGGCGCACGGGUUCCGCUACCCGCUGCUGCUCUCGGCGCUGCACAUGCUGUCCGGCGCGGCCGUGGGGUACCCGCUGGGCUGGGCGCGGCCGCCGGGCCCGCGGCCCCGCGCCAGGAUCUACCUGCUCAGCCUCACCUUCUGCACCAGCGUGGCCCUGGGCAACCUGGGCCUGAGCUACGUGCAGCUGGACGUGGCCCAGGCCGUGGCCACCACCACGCCGCUGGUGACGCUGGUGCUGGGGCUGCUGUGGGGCCGGCGGCCGCGCCCGCUGCAGUUCUGGGCCAUGGGGCCGGUGUGUGCCGGGGCCGCCUGCAGCAUCGCCGGCGGCCUCUGCUUCUCCCAGCCCGGCUGCGGCUUCCUGCUGGCCGCCACCGUGCUCCGCGCCCUCAAGUCCAUCCAGCAGAGUGUGCUGCUGCAGGAGGACGGUCUGGACGCGCUGUCCCUGCUGGGCCUGACGUCGCUGCCCAGCUUCGUGCUGCUGUUCGGGGCGGCCGUGGCGCUGGAGCUGGGCCCGGCGUGGCAGGGCGUGCUGCGCCCCGACGCCGCGCUCUGGGGCUGCGUCCUGCUCAGCUGCCUGGGCUCCGUGCUCUACAACCUGGCCACCUCCUGCCUGCUGUCCCUCACCUCGGCGCUCACGCUGCACCUGCUGGGCAGCCUCACCGUGGUGGGCAACCUGCUGCUGUCGCGGCUGCUGUUCGGCACGCGGCUGGGCGCGCUGGGCUACGCGGGCGUGGCGCUGACGCUGGCCGGGAUGGUGCUGUACCACCAGCCCCGGCUCCUGGCCGCCUGCCGGGGGCUGCGGGGGCUGCGGCGGCACCAGUAGGGACUGGGGAGGGAGUCAGGGCCAGGAGGGUCUGGGGGAGCCAGGUGUGUCUGUACAUGCACUGUCUGUGUGUGUGAGUCUGCACAUGCAGUGCCAGGUGUGUGUGAGUCUGCACAUGCAGUGCCAGGUGUGUCUGCACAUGCAGUGCCAGGUGUGUCUGCACAUGCACUGUCUGUGUGUGUGAGUCUGCACAUGCAGUGCCUGUGUGUGUGAGUCUGCACAUGCAGUGUCUGUGUGUGUGAGUCUGCACAUGCAGUGCCAGGUGUGUCUGCACAUGCACUGUCUGUGUGUGUGAGUCUGCACAUGCAGUGCCAGGUGUGUCUGCACAUGCUGUGCCAGGUGUGUCUGCACAUGCAGUGCCUGUGUGUGUGAGUCUGCACAUGCAGUGCCUGUGUGUGUGAGUCUGCACAUGCUGUGCCAGGUGUGUGUGUGUCUGCACAUGCUGUGCCUGUGUGUGAGAGUCUGCACAUGCUGUGCCAGGUGUGUGUGAGUCUGCACAUGCUGUGCCUGUGUGUGUGAGUCUGCACAUGCUGUGCCAGGUGUGUCUGCACAUGCAGUGUCUGUGUGUGUGAGUCUGCACAUGCAGUGUCUGUGUGUGUGAGUCUGCACAUGCAGUGCCAGGUGUGUCUGCACAUGCUGUGCCUGUGUGUGUCUGCACAUGCUGUGCCUGUGUGUGAGAGUCUGCACAUGCACUGUCUGUGUGUGUGAGUCUGCACAUGCAGUGCCAGGUGUGUCUGCACAUGCAGUGUCUGUGUGUGUGAGUCUGCACAUGCUGUGCCAGGUGUGUCUGCACAUGCAGUGCCAGGUGUGUCUGCACAUGCAGUGUCUGUGUGUGUGAGUCUGCACAUGCUGUGCCAGGUGUGUCUGUACAUGCAGUGUCUGUGUGUGUGAGUCUGCACAUGCAGUGCCAGGUGUGUGUGAGUCUGCACAUGCUGUGCCAGGUGUGUCUGCACAUGCAGUGUCUGUGUGUGUGAGUCUGCACAUGCAGUGCCAGGUGUGUGUGUGUCUGCACAUGCAGUGCCAGGUGUGUGUGAGUCUGCACAUGCUGUGCCAGGUGUGUCUGCACAUGCAGUGUCUGUGUGUGUGAGUCUGCACAUGCUGUGCCAGGUGUGUCUGCACAUGCUGUGUCAGGUGUGAGUCUGCACAUGCUGUGCCUGUGGCUGUGACUCUGUGUGUGUGUGUGUCAGUGUGCAUGGCUCUGUGUGCACACAGGAGCACACACGUGUCAGUGUGCAUGGCUGUGUGCACACAGGUGCUGAGGAGCACACACGUGUCAGUGUGCACAGCUCUGUGUGCACGUGUGGUUUCUGGUGUGCCCAGAUGUGAGUGUACACGUCCUGCUUUGCACAGUGUACGUGUGCUGGUGUGCACAGCCCUGUGCACGUGGAUGUGCUGAUGUGCACACGUGCUGUGUGCACAGCUGUGUGCAUGUGUGUUGGAUUGCACAUGGUGUGAGUGGGUCUGUGGGUAUGCAGAGGCUCUGCCAGUGUGGGCCUGGCUCUGUGUGGACAUACAUGCGUGUGUUGAUGUGUAUGACGCUGCACACAUUGGUGUGCACAGCUCUGUAUGCACCUUGGUGUGCACAGGUUCUAGCUGCAGGCAGGUCAGUGCUCGUGGGCACGUGUGCAUCGGUACAGACUGUCCAUAGGUGAGUGUCUGUGUGGCACAGGUGUGCGCAGCUCUGUGUGUGUGCUGCUGACAGGUACUGUAACCAGGGCUCUGUGCAGGUGAGCAGUACCUGUGUGUGUGCACUGGCUCUGCACGUGGCACACCCAGGGACGUGGCUCUGGAUACACAGCUCUGUGCAUCCAGCUGCUGUCCCACCUGGGAAAACAGCUGUCUGUCUGUCUGUCUGUGUGUCACUAUGAGCUCUGCUGGCUGGAGUGGCCCCUGGCUCUCUGUGUACACUCUGUUCUCGUGGAUGACCUGAACGCCCAGGACAGGGCGGGCACAUGUCCCCUCUCCUGUCCCCGUCCCCACCGUGUCAUGACAAUCCCAGGGGCUGCUGGUGGUGCUGCCAGUGUUGUCUUUGUCCCCACAUGCCCCUCAGCCCCCACAGCUGUCCCCACCCCUCCCAGCUCUGCAGACUGGCAUCCGUGGCAGAGAUGGUGCGAGCCCAGCCGAGGGGACGGGAGCAGCCCGGAGCAGCUGCCGUCGCUCCAGGGCAGGGCUGGGCCGUGACACGGGACAGUGCUGGGCUGUGACACAGCACAUGCUCACCACGGCAAAGGGACAGCCGGUGUGUGUGCCUGGCACCUCUGCUGGGGUCCGGGGUGGCCGUUGCCACACUUGUAUCUCCACGCCAGGGCCGAAGGACCCAGCUCUGAUUGCACUUGUCCCAAAAUAAAGCUCUAUUUUUGUUGUACUCCA